Messenger RNA from Arabidopsis thaliana (thale cress), 894 nucleotides. Its product is annotated as translation initiation factor 3 subunit I. The transcript is spliced from 7 exons. The coding region runs from base 43 to 894 and encodes 283 amino acids. The record is from RefSeq and is marked reviewed. Lineage: Eukaryota; Viridiplantae; Streptophyta; Magnoliopsida; Brassicales; Brassicaceae. Gene Ontology annotation, biological process: proteolysis. Gene Ontology annotation, molecular function: metalloendopeptidase activity; ATP binding; ATP-dependent peptidase activity.
UACAAUGCUUCACGUUUUAUAAAUUCGAAUAUCUAAACCAACAUGAACUCUUCUUAUCUCCAAGCGAGCCGCGUCAUGGUGCUCGGAUCUAAAUCUCCGGUAGACCGCCGCCGGAAAUCACUUGAAAGAGUGGAUAAAGAACUCUUAAGAGGCAAUUACGAAACUGCUCUCUCACUCGUCAAACAACUCAAGAGCAAACAUGGCUGCUUAUCUGCUUUUGGCUCUGCUAAAUUGCUUCCGAAGAAAUUAGACAUGAGUAGCAAAACUGAUCUCAGGUCGUUGAUUGAUUCUGUCUCCAGAAGUAUUGAAUCUGUUUAUGUCCAAGAGGAUUCAGUGAGAACAUCCAAAGAGAUGGAAAUUAAAACUUCACCUGAAGAAGAUUGGUUCUCUGUUGUUCAGCAUGAAUCAGGGCAUUUUCUUGUUGGUUACUUGCUUGGAGUUCUCCCAAGACACUAUGAAAUACCAACUUUGGAAGCUGUUAGGCAGAAUGUGUCGAAUGUGACCGGGAGAGUAGAAUUUGUGGGGUUUGAAUUCCUCAAACAACUUAUGAAAGAUGAUGUCGACGGCCAAAUGAACCAAGGCAAUAUCUCAUCCAAGACACUGAACAACUUUUCAUGUGUGAUACUUGGAGGAAUGGUAACAGAACAUAUACUAUUCGGAUACUCAGAAGGGCUAUACUCAGAUAUUGUCAAGUUGAACGAUGUUCUGCGGUGGCUCGGCUUCACAGAAUCAGAAAAGGAGGCUCAUAUCAAAUGGGCUGUUUCCAACACUGUCUCAUUAUUACAUUCUCACAAAGAAGCAAGAGUCUCACUUGCAGAAACCAUGGCUAAAGCCAAACCUAUUAGCACUUGUAUUGAAGCCAUUGAAUCCGCUAUUUCAACACAUCAAAUUUAA